ACACGUGCAACAUCCUCUGUCGUCGUACUCCCUUGUCUGUGGUGGCCACACGUCCUUCCAGCUUUCGGGGUCGUCAAUUGCCGUCCGGCGACAAUAACUUCGAAGGAGUUUCUUUGAUAACAGCAGACAAUGGAUUUAUUAAAGGGAAUGAAUGAAGAUGUAUCUGAGUGCCCCUUUGAUGUGAAAGACAUCCAAAGGUGCCCCUUUCUGAGAAACAUCAACAAACCUACUAACUUCUUCUUUUCUUCAUCAAGGAUUAACGUUCCUGUGCUCGGAGCCAAGGGUCCUAUAUUUGAAGAUGGUCCUAAUUUUGACAUGGCAUUUAAGCUCUUCCAUGGGAAAGAUGGAAUUAUCCCCCUAUCUGAAAAAUCUGACUUACACAAUGAUUGUAGAGAACUUGAGCCUCAGCCUGUUUUCAACCCUUUGGCUGCAAAAUUUGCCACCAUAAGCCUGUCAUCCUUUGGGCCUGGUGGCAUGUUCGGUUUUGGUGAUUUCUCUGAGAAAUGGAAGAAGCAAAAGAAGACUGAACCGUCAAACAAAAGAGAACCUUCAUCCCAGAAAGGAGAUUUAUCCAAGCACGAGGCACUUGGAAAUGAAUGGUUGGAAACAGGGAACUGUCCUAUUGCCAAGUCUUAUAGAGCUGUGAGCCAUGUUCUACCCCUUGUUGCUUCAGCUCUUCGGCCACCACCUGGAAUGAAGCUUAGAUGCCCACCUGCAGUUGUUGCUGCAAGAGCGGCCCUUGCACGCACAGCGUUUGUGAAAAACUUGCGUCCACAGCCUCUUCCUGCAAAAAUGCUUGCAAUUGCAGCCUUGGGAAUGGCAGUUAACGUUCCCUUAGGUGCAUGGAAGGAACACACCGAGAAGUUCUCGCUAUCAUGGUUCGCAGCAGUGCAUGCAGCUGUUCCCUUUAUUGCCAUGCUUCGGAAAUCAGUGUUGAUGCCUAAAUCAGCAAUGGCUUUGACAAUAGCAGCUUCCAUCUUAGGCCAGGUUCUUGGCUCUAGAGCUGAACGCAUCCGACUCAAAACUAUAUCUGAGAGGGGAAAAGUGGUCACUGAGCCAGCGAGUACCAUUUCAGGCUUUAAUCCAAGCAAGCAUGAUGACUUUAAGAAUGGUCACUGCGGUGCAGGUGGGAUGGGUGUGGACUCGGUUUCUAUGAAGGAGGGUCGUCCAACUUCAGCAGCCAGUAUCUGUUAUUGACCACACUGAGAUCCAUUCAUGUAUGAAUGUGUAAUUGAUGACCAGAGGUCAUAAUAUGAAAUUCUAAGAAUAAUAAUAAUAAAAGCAUCAAUUGUGUGUCUGUAAUACGAACAGUUGUUCCGGCUUACUGCUUCUCACGCAGAAAAGCAUCGGAGCCUGAGUUUAAUACCAAGUUCUUACAAGGAAUAGCAGCUUUUACUGCAUCAUAAAGU
Neltuma alba is the source of this 1409-nucleotide messenger RNA. RefSeq lists its product as uncharacterized. Bases 130 to 1197 code for a protein of 355 amino acids. Gene Ontology annotation, cellular component: chloroplast. NCBI's taxonomy places the organism in Eukaryota, Viridiplantae, Streptophyta, Magnoliopsida, Fabales, Fabaceae. The record is from RefSeq and is a predicted model, not a curated record. The transcript has 4 exons.